CGCUUACUAGCUACAUUUAUAGCUUUAGGUUGGUUGUUUUUAAGCUCAACUUCAAUAUUUCCAACAAGGACGUUGCUUCUCCGAUCAUCACUCUACCUCGCUUGGGCAAGGGACGUUUAAGGUACACUCGGAUGUGACGAUGUAAAACGUCAUUCAAGGGCUGAGAUUUUAGGCGGAGGGCUGUCAACUUAGAUUUUGAAACGCAGCCAUGAUUACGCGCGGUUGAGGACGUAGGCUAACACUCGUUUGUACAACGCUACAACAAAAUCGUUUAUUUAAAAAUAUUUAGUAUUUUCAAAAAUUGGUACUCUAGUUUUAUCUACAUUGAGAGUCCUGGAGGGACAGAAAAGUAACGUGGACCGUUCCUGGAAGAAACCCGUUAUAGAGAUUGAGCGCGCUCUUGUACCGAAACUGGAACAUUAUGGGAGCUGUCUUGGGGGCCUUUUCUGUCGCAAGCUGGGUGCCGUGUCUGUGUAGCAGUGCAACAUGCUUGCUGUGCAGAUGCUGUCCCCAGAGCAAGAACUCCACGGUGACGCGAGUCAUCUACGCCUUCAUCCUGUUUCUAGGGACCAUUAUAGCCUGCAUCAUGUUGUCACCGGGAGUGGACGAGCAGCUAAAAAAGAUUCCUGGGUUCUGUGAAGGCGGAGCAGGCUCUUCUAUCCCAGGAAUCCAUGCCAACAUGAACUGUGGGAUCUUUGUGGGCUACAAAGCCGUGUACCGGGUGUGCUUCGGAAUGAGCAUGUGUUUCCUGGCGUUCGCUCUGAUUAUGAUCAAUGUCAAGAACAGCCGAGACCCGCGCUCCGCCAUCCACAACGGGUUUUGGUUCUUUAAGAUUGCCACCAUGGUUGCAGUGACAGUCGGUGCCUUUUAUAUCCCUGAGGGGCCUUUCACUCACUUGUGGUUCGUGGUGGGGAUCUCUGGGGCGUUCUUCUUCAUCCUGAUCCAGCUGAUUCUGAUGGUGGACUUUGCCCACUCCUGGAAUGAGUCCUGGGUGGACAACAUGGAAAGCGGGAACUCCAGGGGCUGGUACGCAGCCUUGUUCGCUGUAACUGGACUCAACUACGUCAUGGCCUUCAUCGCCGUCGUCAUGAUGUACGUCUUCUACACGCAGUCAGAGGGCUGUCUGCUCAACAAGUUCUUCAUCAGCUUCAACGUGAUUCUCUGUGCCGUAGCCUCUGUCGUGUCCAUCCUGCCCAGAGUACAGAAUUUCCAUCCCCGAUCCGGUCUACUCCAGUCCUCCAUCAUGACCAUGUAUACCAUGUAUCUGACCUGGUCGGCCAUGAACAACGAGCCUGACCGGACAUGCAACCCCAGCCUGCUGAGCAUCUUCCAGCAGACACUGGUGCCCACACUGGCCCCAUUGGAGAUCGAGAACCAGACGGUCGUGGUGAUCAUCGGCACCGAGGAGCCCAUCCUGUCCUCCCCCUAUCUGCAAUGGUGGGACGCCCAGAGCAUCGUGGGAUUGGCCAUCUUCGUCCUCUGCAUCCUCUACUCCAGCAUCCGCUCGUCCAACACCAGCCAGGUGAACAAGUUAACCAUGGCCUCUAACGACAAGGUGAUCCUGGAGGAGAGUAAAGCAGGCACCCCGGACGAGGAGGAGGGAGGGACCGGGAGAAAGGGUCCCAGGCGUGUGGAGGACAACGAGAGGGACACGGUCCAGUACAACUAUUCCUUCUUCCACUUCAUGCUCUUCCUGGCUUCGCUCUACAUCAUGAUGACUCUCACCAACUGGUACAGUCCUGAUGCAGACUACAAUGCCAUGACCAGCAAGUGGCCGGCGGUUUGGGUGAAGAUCAUCUCCAGUUGGGUGUGCCUUACCAUCUACACCUGGACGCUGGUCGCCCCCAUGAUACUCACCAACCGGGACUUUAGCUGAAAACGCUUCCGCCAACACAGUAUUUUCCUUUCACUUUCCUUAUCAUCAUUCCUGAUUUUCUUUUUUUGUUGUUUGUUUUUUGUUUUACAUAAACAUUGACCGCAUGCCUACAUUUCUCAUGAUUUCCUGUCAAAAUGAACUGUGUUGUUUUGUGUAUUAGAUGUUGAUAGUUACAAAUCGGACCAUUCCUGACCCUCUCCAAGGACCGUAAGGAGAAUGAAAACAUAUUGUUCAACCAAUGUUAUAUUUAUCCCACAUAUAUGUAGCACUUAUAAUUACAUUUACAUUUACGUCAUUUAGCAGACGCUCUUAUCCAGAGCGACAUACAGCAGCAAUUAGGGUUAA
Messenger RNA from Coregonus clupeaformis (lake whitefish), 2221 nucleotides. RefSeq names its product serine incorporator 3. The transcript has 10 exons. The coding region runs from base 422 to 1876 and encodes 484 amino acids. NCBI's taxonomy places the organism in Eukaryota, Metazoa, Chordata, Actinopteri, Salmoniformes, Salmonidae. The record is from RefSeq and is a predicted model, not a curated record. Gene Ontology annotation, cellular component: membrane.